Messenger RNA from Arabis nemorensis, 2517 nucleotides. The record is from the annotation of a GenBank genome assembly. Lineage: Eukaryota; Viridiplantae; Streptophyta; Magnoliopsida; Brassicales; Brassicaceae.
AUGGUGAAUCUCUCUUUUCGAGAUUCCUAUCGAUCUGCCUCUCUUCUUGUGACGAUGGUGUCUAUUGUUCUUCUUCCUCAGCUCGCUCUUUCUGCUACUUCUACAUAUUCUCGUCCCGAGAAGUUUUACGUCAACUGUGGCUCGGAUUCUAACGUCGUUUAUGGUCGUCGGACCUUCGUUGGAGAUAUGAUCUCCGGUGAUAACUCUGUUUCCUUCACCAAUAAAGGAACUGAAGUUAGCAACGACCAAUCUGCAUCAGGAAUCUAUCAGACGGUUAGGAUCUUCAGGCGCCCUUCUUCUUACAAUUUCCGACUCGAUUCUGCUGGUUUAUACUUCGUGCGUCUCCAUUUCUUUGCUAUCUCUUCUCGGACAGAGCUUUUAACUGCUCGGUUCACUGUCUCUGCUACUUCUGGUUCUAGUCAUCACUUUAAAAGUUUCUCCGUUCAGAAUUUCAAUGAGACUCCCCGAGUUGAGGAGUUUCUCCUGAUGAUCAAUUCGCGGGAAUUCGAAAUUCGAUUUGUGCCCGGUCCUUCGUCGUUAGCUCUCAUCAACGCCAUUGAAGUCUUCUCUGCUCGUAAUGACCUCGAAAUUCAUCCAGACUCCGACAAGAAUCUGCGUACGGUUUACAGAUUAAACAUAGGCGGCCAGAAAAUCACACCAGAAAACGACACAUUGGGAAGAACUUGGUCACUAGACAAUGACUUUCUCUACCGAAAAGAUUCUGCGAUAAACAUUAACUCAACACAAAGGCCUAACUACGAGUCAUCAGUGUCAGCGACGGAAUUCACCGCACCUGAUUUCGUUUACCAGACGGCUAAAACAAUGAACCGUAGCUCGAGCACUGGGGCGGGGGGUAUGUUGAUGAAUGUUACUUGGUCUUUUAAGGUCAAAAGUAACUCUAGACACUUCAUCCGGGUUCACUUCUGUGAUAUCAAGAGCCAAUCACAAAACCCUGAUUCCGCUUUCUAUCUCUAUGUAAACGGACAAUGGCGACAAGAUGUAAAGCCUUCGGCUCAGCUUGCGUUAGUGACUCCGUUUUAUAUCGAUGUCGUGAAAGUCUCUGAUGGUUCUGGACUCUUGAAUGUUAGUAUAGGUACUAAGGAGAUGGAUAAGGAUGCUGGUUUUCUGAACGGACUGGAGGUGAUGGAGUUUUUGAACAAAUCUAGUUCCGAUUCAUCAGAUAAAAGUAGUUUCCGGGUUUACAUCAUUGCAGGUUCUAUUGCUGCUGCAACAGUUCUGGUCUUGAUUUUAUUGUUUGUGGUUUGCUUGAUGCGGAGGAGAUCGAAGAAGAAAAAGAUGAAGACGUCAGACGCUGAGGUCACAGCAUGGUCUCCUGUGCCAUUGCAUAGAGGUGGUGGAAGUUCCGACAAUAGACCUUUCGAUCCGGUCUACAAUUCCCCAUUACGCAACCUACACUUAGGCUUGACGAUUCCCUUCACAGACAUUCUGAGAGCUACAAAAAAUUUCGACGAGCAGUGGUUGAUUGGAACAGGCGGUUUUGGAGAUGUUUACAAAGCUAUUCUUCCAGAUGGAAGCAAAGCAGCAAUCAAGAGAGGCAAGACUGGUUCAGGACAAGGGAUAUUGGAGUUUCAAACAGAGAUUCAAGUCCUAUCAAGAAUCCGUCACAGGCAUCUCGUUUCGCUAACAGGUUACUGCGACGAGAAUUCAGAGAUGAUCCUUGUCUACGAGUUUAUGGAGAAAGGUACACUAAAGGAUCAUCUAUACGGCUCGGAUUUGCCUUCAUUGACAUGGAAACAAAGACUGGAGAUAUGCAUUGGAGCAGCAAGAGGAUUGCAUUACCUCCACAGUGGCUCAGAAGGAGCAAUCAUUCACAGAGACGUGAAAUCAACAAACAUAUUACUAGACGAGAACAAUGUAGCUAAAGUUGCGGAUUUCGGGCUCUCGAAACUCGCUGUUAGUAAUCAAGAUCAGAACAUUAUCAGCACUAACAUCAAAGGAACGUUCGGUUACCUCGAUCCGGAGUAUCUGCAAUCACACGUCUUAACGGAGAAAUCAGAUGUGUACGCGUUCGGAGUUGUUCUUCUCGAGGUUUUAUGCGCGAGACCGGCUCUCGAUCGUCAUCUUCCUCACGAGGAAGUGAAUCUAGCGGAAUGGGCGAUGUUCUGCAAAUCAAAAGGAAUACUCUAUGAGAUCUUAGAUCCGAAAUUGAUAGGUCAGAUCAAACCGAGUUCAUUGAAUAAAUUCAUGGAAAUCGCUGAGAAGUGUUUGAAAGAGUACGGAGAAGAGAGGCCGAGCAUGGCGGAUGUGAUCUGGGAUCUGGAAUACGUUUUACAGCUUCAGAUGAUGACGAUUCACAGAGAACCACACGAAGAUAGCGCCGCGACGAUCUCCGGCGGUGGUGACGGUAGCUCGUUGGUGAUUCCGAGGUUAAUGGUGAGUGAUUCGUUUAGCUCCAACUCGAUUGUACAGACGAAUCGAGUGAAGAGCAGCAAUGGAGGUACAGAUUCAUCGGAGACUCAGGUUUUCUCCCAAUUGAAAAUCUCAGAAGCAAGAUAA